Molecule: messenger RNA, 14616 nt
Organism: Drosophila suzukii
Lineage: Eukaryota; Metazoa; Arthropoda; Insecta; Diptera; Drosophilidae
Source: RefSeq, a predicted model, not a curated record
GACAUUAGGUUGCGCGCCAUCGUUCCAGGCGGUCGCACAUUCACGUGCCAUAGCCGUAACAACAACCUGCCAGCCGUUUAAAACCAAACUCAAAUACGAACCGAAACUGCCUUCACACACAAGUACCUAUACCAAACCCAAAUAGCUGCCAAAAGAAACCAAAAAUACCAGAGACGUCGUAGCAUCCGUUCCCCGGAAGAAAGAAGAUGGGAUCGCCGGGAUCCCAAGCGCCCGCGAUCGCGACCUCGGUCGGAACCGGAAUCAGAAACGGGCGGAGAGGUCAUACGGGGUCGCUGCUCCUGCGCCUCCUUGUUGUGGUCUUCGUCCUCAACGCCUGCCACGUACCGCUGACAAAUGCCAAGCAAAUUAAGAAUAUCGACGAUGAUGGGGACUUUGUACUGGCAGACGGACACUCACUGCAGGACAGUGGCGAGUUCGAUGACGAUGUCGCCUUCCUGCAGGCCGAUAAGCUCUAUACUCCCCUAGAGGAUAAGGUGCCGGAGGAGGAUGACUCGUCCUGGUUUAGCCAGAAGUUCCAUCGCGUGCGCCGCUCCAUAAACCGUUUCUUCGGCGCCGACGACGAGCAGGAGAAGGAACGUGAGUUGCAGCUGCAACGGCGACGUAAUCGCGAGGCCCGCCAGAAGGAGCUUCGGCGCCAGCAGAAGGAGAUUCAGAGCCGAGAGAAGCAGCUGCGAAUGGAGCGCCAGCUGGAGAAGCAACGCCUGGCCAAACGGGCCAAUCACGUCGUCUUCAAUCGCCUCACCGAUCCUCGCAAGCGGGCAUCCGACCUUUACGACGAGAACGAGGCAUCCGGAUACCACGAGGAGGAAACCACCAUCUAUCGAACAUACUUUGUCGUUAGUGAACCAUAUUCCAGCGAUUUCAAAGAUCCGGAAAGCAUUCAGUUCCAGAACCUGCAAAAACUUAUCGACGACAAUCUGCGCACUUUCUUCCAUAGCAAUUACGAAGGUAACGAUGAUGAGGAGCAGGAAAUUCACAGCAUUCUAGAGCGAGUCGAACCCACACAGGACCAUUUUCAAAUUCGCGUCCAACUUAGGGUAGAGCUGCCCAGUUCUAUCAACGACUUUGGAAUUAAGUUAGAGCAGCAGUUGAUUACCUACGAGCGGAUCCAUCAAUUGGGCGCCAGCACUGGUGGCGUCUUUUCCUUCACCGAAUCGAAUGAUUUCUCUGUGGAAGACACCAAUGUGGCAUUGCCCACGGAUGAGGUGGAGGGCUCCGGCAGCGAAGACUCCGGAAGCUGUCGUGGAGAUGCCACCUUCAAAUGUCGCUUGAGCGGAAAAACCAUUUGCGAUGAAAUGCGAUGCGAUGGAACGAGCCAAUGUCCCGAUGGCGAGGACGAGGAAGGCUGCGCUUGCAAUGAACUUGAGUUCAAAUGCGAUAACAGGUGUCUGCCGCUCGCAAAACGCUGCGAUAGAAAUAUCGAUUGUCAGGAUCAGACGGACGAGGCUGGUUGUCCUCGCGAACAGGAGCCUGAACCGGAACCAGAACAGGAACCUGAACCAGAACCAGAGCCUGAACCAGAGCCAGAGCCAGAGCCUGAGCCUGAGCCUGAGCCUGAACCGGAGCCCGAACCAGAACCUGAACCAGAACCUGAACCCGAACCUGAACCUGAACCCGAACCCGAACCAGAACCUGAACCAGAUCAAAAACCAGAAUGCCUGGCCACCGAGUUCAGAUGCAACAAUGGGGACUGCAUUGAUGCCAGGAUGCGUUGCAAUCAUAUUGCGGACUGUAGCGAAGGCGAGGACGAGAACGAGGAGUGCCCCGCCGCCUGCAGCGGAAUGGAGUAUCAAUGUCGCGACGGCACGCGCUGCAUCAGUGUGAGUCAGCAGUGCGACGGUCAUUCCGAUUGCAGUGACGCCGACGACGAGGAGCAUUGCGACGGAAUUGUGCCCAAGCUACGAUACACAUGCCCCAAGGGCAAAUUUACCUGCCGGGACUUGAGCUGCAUAUCGAUUGUCCAUCGCUGCGAUGGCAGGGCCGAUUGUCCGAACGAUCGAUCGGAUGAAGAGGGCUGUCCCUGUCUGUACGACAAGUGGCAGUGUGACGAUGGCACCUGCAUAGCCAAGGAGCUGCUCUGCAAUGGCAACAUCGACUGUCCCGAGGACAUUUCCGAUGAGCGCUACUGCGAGGGUGGUUACGAUGACGAGGAAUGUCGGCCCGGUGAUUUCCGUUGCGGAACCGGUGAGUGCAUUCCGAUGCGUCAGAUGUGCGAUAACAUCUACGAUUGCAACGAUUAUUCCGAUGAGGCCGAUUGCGGUAAGCCCGAGGAGCAGGAUAGUGUGGGCAUACCCAUUGGCCACCAGCCGCAGAGGCCCAGGCCUAACGACUGGCUGAACGAACUGGAUGCAAACGAGUACCAUGUUUAUCAGCCAAGUAAUGUCUAUGGGACGGCCAAUUCCAAGAAUCCCUGUGCCAGCAAUCAAUUCCGCUGCACCACCUCAAAUGUUUGCAUCCCGUUGCAUUUGCGGUGCGAUAACUUCUAUCACUGCAACGAUAUGAGCGAUGAGAUGGGCUGCGAGCAAUACGAACGACGCAGCACCACCCGACGCCCUUUGACCUCGGCCAGGCCCUCCUUCACGACAGAGGGGCCAGGGCAGCUGGAGCGUCGCAACACCACUAGAACCACAGGCAGCACCUCCAGAGCCACCGAAUCACCUCAUUGGCCCUGGCCAGCGGUAACGAGAACGACACCCGCAGCCAGAACCACCGAGACCACCACCACUAACCCAAUAACAACAGCAGGCGUAGCGAGCAACUCACCCCAGUCAUGCCUCGAAAACAUCGAAUUCGCGUGCCACAAUCGCGAUUGCAUUCCGAUUGAGAGCGUCUGCGAUGGCAUCCCCGACUGCGGACGCGAUGAAGACGAGGACGACGCUCUUUGCAAGUGCACCGCCGACAAGUUCAAAUGCCAACGCGGCGGAGGCUGCAUUCCAAAAACCCAGGUGUGCGAUGGCAAACCUCAUUGCCGCGACCGCAGCGACGAGAGUGCCUGCCAUCUUCAUGGAAGAUCAAAUAAGACCCGUUUGGGGGUCCAGUGCCUGGAGAACCAGUAUCAAUGUGGCGAUGGGAGCUGCAUCUCCGGCUACAAACGAUGCAACGGCAUCAGCGAUUGUGACGAUGCCGCCGACGAAUACGACUGCAACUACAACUACGACAACUAUCCGGAUCCACUGAAUGAAUGUGAUAUCCUUGAGUUUGAAUGUGACCAAGGUCUGUGCUUACCGCUAGAGAAGAAAUGCGAUGGCUAUGCAGACUGUGAAGACUUGAGCGACGAAGUCGAGUGCCAGUCGUACACAGAGAAUUGUCUAAUGUCUGAGUUCGAAUGCGAUGGCUACUGCCUGCCCCGCGAUCAGUUAUGCAAUGGAAUUAUCAAUUGCCAAGAUGGCAGCGACGAGCGCAACUGUACUUUCUGCCGGGAAGAUGCCUACCUUUGCAUCACUGGAGAGUGUGUAGCCGUAAAUCAGAGAUGCAACGGUAUCGUCGAUUGCGUCGACGGCAGCGACGAGCGUCACUGCGCAAGGAUAUAUUGUCCACCUAAUAAACUAGCCUGCAACGGCACAUGCGUCACUCGGAGAAUAAAGUGUGAUGGCAAACGAGAUUGCCUCGAUGGCUACGACGAGAUGUAUUGUCCGGAGAACAACUACCAUUAUCCCACACAAAAACCGAGUCCUAGACCAAAUUCCUGCCGACCCCAUCAAUGGCAGUGUGCGAAUUUCGAGUGCAUCGAGAGUAGAUUGCAGUGCGACGAUUUUAAGGAUUGCUCGGAUGGAUCCGAUGAGGACCUCAGCAUUUGCUUCGGCACGGCCACUACUCGACUAAAACCCAGCGACUGCAGUACGGAUCAGUUCUUCUGCGAUGAGUCAUGCUAUAAUCGCUCUGUUCGAUGCAAUGGUCACAUGGAUUGCUCUGAUGGCAGUGAUGAGGUGGGCUGUUCCUUGCAAUCACUGCCAUGUCCACAGCACCAGUGUCCCAGUGGCAGGUGUUAUUCGGAAUCUGAGCGAUGCGAUCGCCACAGGCACUGCGAGGAUGGCUCCGAUGAGGCCAACUGCUGUUACGGGGAUCAAUUCCGCUGCAACAAUGGUGAUUGCGUUUCUGGAUCGGCUCAUUGCGAUGGAAAAGUCGAUUGUAGCGACCAGUCCGAUGAACUCGACUGUGGAGGAGACGUGCAAUGUCUGCCCAACCAAUUCCGCUGCAAGAGUGGCCAAUGUGUGAGCGCCACAGCCCGCUGCAACAGACGUACCGAUUGCCACGAUAGUUCCGAUGAGGAGAAUUGCGGUCUUCAUCAUGUUGAGGUCAUCCAAGGAACCACUGGAAGUACCACCAGCACCUCGACUAGCUCCACUGCCACGACGCCACUGAGAAUCAUCUGCCCGCCCACCUCAUUUAAAUGCGAAAAUGGACCCUGUAUUGCGCUGGGUCUUAAAUGCAAUGGUCAAGCCGAUUGUCCAUAUGAUAGUAGCGAUGAGGCGGAUUGUGGCCAAAUCAGCAAUGAUAUUGAUCCCAAUGAACCUAACAGUCCUGGACGUGGAUCGAGCCAAUUGAAACUUAGAACCUAUCCCGCCAACCAGAUCAUCAAGGAGAGUCGCGAGGUCAUCUUCCGUUGCCGUGACGAAGGUCCCGCCCGCGCCAAGGUCAAGUGGUCCCGACCCGGCGGACGACCUCUGCCCACCGGUUUCACCGAUCGCAAUGGCCGCUUGGAGAUUCCCAACAUUCGGGUGGAGGAUGCUGGAACCUACGUUUGCGAGGCUGUGGGAUAUGCCAACUAUAUUCCCGGCCAGCACGUCACCGUAAACCUUAAUGUCGAGCGCUCGAACGAUCUCGAAUCCCGACCGGACGCAGCCUGUACAGAGUACCAGGCGACCUGCAUGAACGGAGAGUGUAUUGAUAAGUCGGGCAUCUGCGAUGGCCAUCCGGAUUGCUCGGAUGGCUCCGAUGAGCACAGCUGCAGUUUGGGUCUUAGGUGUCAGCCCAAUCAGUUUAUGUGCUCCAAUUCCAAGUGUGUGGAUCGUACUUGGCGCUGCGAUGGUGAGAAUGACUGCGGGGACAAUUCAGAUGAGACCUCCUGCGAUCCGGAGCCAAGUGAUGCUCCAUGCCGAUAUGACGAGUUCCAGUGCCGCAGUGGUCAUUGCAUCCCCAAGAGCUUCCAGUGCGACAACACGAACGAUUGUAAAGACAGUACUGAUGAAAUUGGAUGCUCGGAACCCUCUCCAAUGAAGCUGUCACCGCCUGCGGUUGUGGUGAUGGAGUACGAGGUGCUCGAGUUAACCUGCGUGGGAACCGGAGUACCAACGCCGACGAUCGUAUGGCGUCUGAACUGGGGCCAUGUGCCCGACAAGUGCGAAUCGAAGAGCUACGGUGGAACUGGAACACUCCGGUGUCCGAACAUGAGGCCACAAGACAGUGGAGCCUACUCAUGCGAGUUUAUCAAUACACGCGGCACCUUCUAUCCGAAAACGAACUCCAUUGUCACCGUGACCCCGGUGCGAACGGAUGUCUGUGAAGCUGGAUUCUUUAAUAUGCUGGCCCGCAAGUCGGAAGAGUGCGUCAAGUGCUUCUGCUUUGGAGUGUCCACCGCCUGCGACAGUGCCAAUUUGUUCACCUACGCCAUCCAGCCACCCAUUCUUUCAAAACGCGUCGUCAAUGUGGAGCUCAGUCCACUCCGCCAGAUUGUGAUCAACGAGGCAAGUCCAGGUCAGGAUCUGCUGACCCUGCACCACGGCGUUCAGUUCAGGGCAUCGAAUGUUCACUCUUCGGGCCGGGAGACGCCCUACUUGGCCCUGCCCUCAGAUUAUAUGGGCAACCAGUUGAAGUCCUACGGUGGUAAUCUGGUCUACGAGGUUAGCUACAUGGGCAAUGGAAGACCAGUCAGUGGUCCCGAUGUGAUAAUCACCGGCAAUCGAUUCACACUAACUCAUCGCGUUCGCACUCAGCCUGGUCAAAAGAACAAGGUCAAAAUCGCCUUCCUGCCGGGUGGAUGGCAGAAGCCCGAUGGUCGCAAGGCCACGCGAGAGGAAAUUAUGAUGAUACUGGCAAAUGUGGACAAUAUUCUGAUUCGACUGGUCUACCUGGAUACCACCGCUCGCGAAGUGGAUGUGGUAAAUAUCGCUUUGGAUUCGGCAGGAAGUGCCGAUACGGGAUUGGGUAGUGCCUCGCUCGUAGAGAAGUGCACGUGUCCGCCUGGCUAUAUGGGUGAUUCCUGCGAGUCCUGUGCCUCCGGCUAUGUAAGGCAGGCUAGAGGACCUUGGCUGGGACACUGUGUGCCGUUUAUCCCGGAACCCUGUCCGUCCGGAACGUACGGAAAUCCCCGACUUGGUGUGCCCUGUAAGGAGUGUCCUUGUCCCCUAACCGGCAGCAAUAACUUUGCCAAUGACUGCAAGCAGAGUCCCGAUGGCGAUGUAGUUUGCCGAUGCAAUGAGGGUUACUCCGGUAGAAGGUGUGAGCACUGCGCCAGUGGUUACCAGGGUAACCCCCUGGUUCCGGGAGGAGUUUGCCGCAAGAUACCCGACACCUCGUGCAACGUGGACGGCACCUACAACAUCCAUAGCGAUGGCACCUGCCAGUGCAAGGAUAGCGUGAUUGGCGAACAGUGCGACACCUGCGCACCGAAGAGUUUCCAUCUCAAUUCGUUCACUUACACCGGCUGCAUCGAGUGCUUCUGCAGCGGAGUGGGUUUGGAUUGCGAUAGUAGCACGUGGUACCGCAACCAGGUUACGAGCACAUUUGGACGAUCGCGUGUCAACCAUGGAUUUGCUUUGGUCACCGACUAUAUGCGUAAUACCCCAGAGACCGUACCGGUGUCCAUGUCCCCACAGACCAAUGCGUUGAGCUUUGUGGGAUCCGCCGAGCAGGCUGGCAACACGCUCUACUGGAGUCUGCCAGCCGCCUUCCUGGGCAACAAGCUAACCUCUUACGGAGGCAAGUUGAGCUACACCUUGAGCUACAGUCCCCUGCCCAGCGGCAUAAUGUCUAGAAACAGUGCCCCAGAUGUGGUGAUCAAGAGCGGCGAGGAUCUGCGGCUCAUCCAUUACAGGAAGUCGCAGGUUAGUCCCAGUGUGGCCAACACCUAUUCGGUGGAGAUCAAGGAGAGCGCAUGGCAGCGUGGCGAUGAAGUGAUUGCCAACCGUGAGCACGUCCUGAUGGCCCUGAGCAAUAUUACGGCCAUCUACAUCAAGGCCACGUACACCACUAGCACAAAGGAGGCCUCGCUGCGUCAGGUGACUUUGGAUACGGCCACGGCCACGAAUCUUGACACUGCCCGUGCAGUGGAAGUGGAGCAGUGCCGCUGUCCCGAGGGCUACUUGGGUCUUUCCUGCGAGCAGUGUGCCCCUGGCUUCACCCGCGAUCCGGAGGGUGGAAUCUAUCUAGGACUCUGCAGGCCCUGCGAGUGCAAUGGACACUCGAAGUAUUGCAACAGCGAAACCGGCGAAUGCGAAAGCUGUUCUGACAACACCGAAGGCCCCAACUGUGAGCGAUGCGCCGCCGGCUUUGUGGGUGAUGCCACCCGUGGGACUUCGUACGACUGCCAAUAUGAAGACGGAUACCCUACGCGUCCUUUGGCACCGGGCAAUCAAACGGCCGACUGCGCUGCCAUUUGCCAGCCGGAGGGAACCUACGCAUGUCGCGGCAGCGAAUGCCAGUGCAAGAGAAAUGUGUAUGGCGAUCGAUGUGAUCAAUGCCGCCCCGGAACCUAUGGACUGUCCGCCCAAAAUCCGGAAGGCUGCAAGGAGUGCUACUGCUCCGGACUGACCACCCAGUGCCGCUCGGCGUCUCUGUACCGCCAGCUGAUACCCGUGGACUUUAUUCUUACGCCACCGUUGAUUACAAACGAUUACGGUGAAAUCAUGGAUACGCUGAACCUUAUUCCCGACAUAUCCAACAAUAUAUUUACCUACGCGCACGAAUCAUAUACUCCCAAGUACUGGAGUCUUAGAGGUAGUGUGCUAGGAAACCAGCUCCUCUCGUACGGCGGACGCCUGGAGUACCGUCUAAUAGUUGAGUCUAUUGGCCACGACCAUCGUGGUCAGGAUGUGGUGCUGAUUGGCAACGGACUUAAGCUGAUCUGGUCGAGACCCGACGGUCAUCAAAAUCAAGAGGACUACCAUGUGCGACUGCAUGAAGAUGAGCAAUGGACGACCCAAGAGCGCGGAUCAGCUCGACCGGCUACACGGUCCGAUUUCAUGACUGUCCUGUCGAAUCUAGAGCACAUACUGAUCUUGGCCACACCCAAGAUACCCACGGAAAGAACCUCGAUAAGCAAUGUAAUCCUGGAGAGUGCGGUAACCACAAGGACGCCGGGAGCUACGCAUGCCUCCGAUAUCGAGUUGUGCCAGUGUCCACCCGGAUAUACGGGCAAUUCCUGCGAGUCCUGCGCUCCGCUCUACUAUCGCGAUAACAAUGGAGCCUGCAGCCCGUGUCCUUGCGAGGCUUCCAACACGGAGUCCUGUGGUUUGGUCAGUGGCGGCUUCGUCGAGUGCCGAUGCAGACCACGCUGGAGGGGUGAUCGCUGUAGGGAAAUCGAAACUAACGAACCAACUCCGGGACCGGAUCCCAGUACCGACGAUCACGUGCGAAGCCAGAUCAUCGUGUCGAUUGCAAAGCCGGAGAUUUCCAUUGUGCCCGUUGGUGGAUCGCUGAGCCUCAGCUGUAGCGGUCGAACGCUCUGGAGCAAUAGCCCAGUCUUUGUGAACUGGUACAAGGAGAACAGUCGCAUGCCUGUGAACUACGAUCUGGAAGGCGGUGAACUGCGUCUGUACAACCUGCAGAUCAGCGAUUCUGGAAUCUACAUCUGCCAGGCCAAGAACAACGAAACCGGUCACAUCUUCACGGAUAACGUCGUCAUCACCGUUACCCCGAAGGACCAACGCUCAGCGGCGGAGAUUGUGGAUUUGCCCAGCCAGGUGACCUUCGAAGAAUACACCAGAGAUGAAAUCAUCUGCGAAGUGCGGGGCAACCCGCCACCAACUGUCACCUGGACUCGGGUGGAUGGCAUUGAGGCCCAAAGUACACGAACAUACGGCAAUCGCCUGGUCUUCGAUUCGCCCAGGAAAUCGGAUGAGGGUCGCUAUCGCUGCCAGGCGACCAAUGACCAGAAUCGGGAUGAGAAGUACGUGAUCGUUUAUGUGGAGAGUAAUCCUCCCCAGCCGCCGCCGCCGCAGGAUCGUUUGUACAUCACACCGGAGAUGUAUAAUGGCCUGGCCGGUGAAACCUUCCAAUUGCAAUGCCAAUUCACAAGCGCAGCCUCACUGCGCUACGAUUGGUCCCACGAUGGUCGCUCCCUAUCCGCGUCGCCCUCGCGAAAUGUCCAGGUCCGUGGCAAUGUCCUAGAGGUCCGCGAUUCCACUGUCCGCGACUCUGGCAUCUACACCUGUGUGGCCUUUGACCUUCGCACCCGUCGCAACUUCACCGAGAGCGCACAUGUUUACAUCGAGCCGGCAGGCGAGCCACCAAUCCUUGGCGACAAGCCGCAAAUCCUGAGCUUAGAGCAGAAUAUCGUGGUGGUGCAGGGCGAGGAUUAUAGCAUCACCUGCGAGGCCAGUGGAUCUCCCUAUCCCUCUAUCAAAUGGGCUAAGGUUCACGACAAUCUGGCCGACAAUGUCCACAUCAGUGGCAAUGUGCUGACUAUCUAUGGAGCCCGGCUUGAGAAUCGUGGUGUCUACUCCUGCAUCGCCGAAAACACUCACGGAAGCGAUCAGUCCAGCACAAGCAUCGACAUUGAACCCCGGGAGCGGCCGAGCAUAAAGAUUGAUUCGCCCCAGCAACCGGUUUUGGUUGGCUCCCAGGCGUCUCUCUACUGUGCCGUUGAUGGUAUUCCCGAACCGACCGUCGAGUGGGUUCGUGCUGAUGGCCAACCCCUAUCGCCGCGGCACAAGAUCGAGGGACCCGGCUACGUUGUGAUCGACGACAUUCAGAUCGCCGAUAGCGGCGCCUACGAGUGUCGGGCAAGUAACGUUGCUGGCCAGGAGACCAGCACGGCCACCAUUACCGUCCAUGAGGCUACUAUCGUCCAGAUACAGCCCGAUACCCAGAGCAUCCGGCUCACCGUGGGCGACGAGCUCUCCCUGACCUGCGUUGGCAGUGGUGUCCCCACUCCAUCGGUCUUUUGGAGUUAUCCGGAGCAGGGUCGUGCAUCAGUUCAACGUAACGAAUUUGGUCAACGUCCCGCUGGCAACUCUGCCGACAUCAAAAUAUAUCGGAUGACGAAGGAAGAUGAAGGCAUCUACACUUGCCACGGAAGUAACUUGGCAGGUGACGAUCAACGCUACAUUCGCGUGGAGGUCCAAGAAAGACGAGGUGACAUUGGAGGAGACGAAGAUCCCGAUGUAGAUGGUGAUCGCCGAUCGCCCGGACACCCCAACCGCCCCAUAGUCCAAGAGCCUGCAAACGAUCGCCUUGGCGCCGGCGUGGGCGAUAAUGUAACCCUGACGUGUGAUAUCGAGAACGUGGAAACACAGUGGGAACGCGUCGAUGGCGCACCCCUGCCGUCCAAUGCCUACACUAUGAGAAAUUCGCUGGUGAUUGUGUACGUGGAGCCGCACAAUCUGGGUCAGUACCGCUGCAAUGGAAUCGAUCGCGAUGGCAAUGUGGUGGCCCAAGUGGUGAGGGAGCUGACUCUCCUGCCCCUGCCCAGGAUCACAUUCUAUCCGAAAAUUCCGCUGACCCUGGAACCGGGCCAGAAUUUGGAUGUCUACUGUCAGGUGGAGAACGCACAUCCGGACAAUGUGCGGUGGACCACCGACAACAAUCGACCACUAUCCAGUUCCGUUCGCAUCGAAGGCAACGUCCUCCGCUUCACUGCCAUCACUCAGGCGGCUGCCGGUGAUUAUCGCUGCACCGCCAACAACGAAUACGGCACUCGAUCGGAGAGCGCCAGGGUUACGGUGAAGAAGCCCGGUGUCUUCCAGACGGUUCCUCCGGUGCCAGGCUCCCAGGUGCAACAGCGCCGUGUGGGCGAGACCAUUCAGUUGCGAUGCAGCUUGACAAACCAGUACGGCGGAGACCACCGCGGCAACAUCCAGUUCAACUGGUACCGUGAGGACAACCGCGAAUUGCCCCACAACGUCCGUCCCGAUACCCAGGUUCUGGAGCUGACCAAGUUGCAGCCCGAGGAUGAGGGCCGCUACAUCUGCAACUCGUACGAUGUGGACAGAAGGCAGCCACUGCCACCCGUCUCCAUCGACUUGCAAGUCCUAAUGGCGACCCCGCCCCCCAGCUACCUGCCGCCAGUGGCAACAGCGCCCCCACGUUCAACUGGAUGGAUCCGCGAACCCCAAUUGACCCUGAGCGAACAAUCCUCGAACCUGCCAGCAGGUGAGGGCACCACCAUCGAGUGCUAUUCCUCCGACGAUUCCUAUCCUAACGUCAUGUGGGAACGGGCCGAUGGAGCUCCGUUCAGCGAUAAUGUCCGGCAAGUGGGCAACAAUCUGGUGAUUAGCAAUGUGGCUUCAACUGAUGCCGGCAACUAUGUGUGCAAGUGCAAGACGGAGAUCGAGGGAGAUCUGUACACCACCAGCUACCAACUUGAGGUCGAGGACCAGCCCCAUGAACUGAAGAGCUCCAAGAUAGUCUACGCCAAGGUGGGCGGAAAUGCUGACUUGCAGUGCGGAGCCGAUGAGGAUCGACAGGCCAGCUACCGAUGGUCCCGCCAAUAUGGACAACUCCAAGCGGGACGCAGUCUACACAAUGAGAAGCUCUCGCUGGACCGCGUGCAGGCGAACGACGCCGGAACUUAUGUUUGUACGGCCCAGUACAGCGAUGGCGAGACGGCGGACUUCCCCAACAUUUUGGUUGUGACGGGGGCGAUUCCGCAGUUCCGACAGGAGCCGCGCAGCUACAUGAGCUUUCCCACGCUCUCGAACUCCUCGUUCAAGUUCAACUUCGAGCUGACCUUCCGUCCGGAGAACGGCGACGGACUGCUGCUCUUCAACGGACAAACCCGCGGCAGUGGUGACUAUAUCGCAUUAUCGCUGAAGGAUCGCUAUGCGGAGUUCCGGUUCGAUUUCGGUGGUAAACCGUUGCUGGUGCGAGCGGAGGAGCCACUGGCGCUGAAUGAGUGGCACACGGUCCGCGUGAGUCGCUUCAAGAGGGACGGAUACAUCCAAGUGGAUGAACAGCAUCCGGUGGCGUUCCCCACCUCCCAGCACCAGCAGAUACCCCAACUGGAACUGAUCGAGGACCUGUACAUUGGCGGAGUGCCCAACUGGGAGUUCCUGCCCGCCGAGGCCGUUGGCCAGCAGUCGGGCUUCGUGGGCUGCAUCAGCCGCUUGACCCUGCAAGGACGCACUGUGGAGCUUAUCCGGGAGGCCAAGUUCAAGGAGGGCAUCACCGACUGCCGGCCCUGCGCCCAAGGACCGUGCCAGAACAAGGGCGUCUGCCUGGAGAGCCAGACGGAGCAGGCCUACACCUGUGUUUGCCAGCCGGGAUGGACUGGCCGGAAUUGUGCCAUCGAGGGCAACCAGUGCACCCCUGGAGUUUGCGGCGCCGGACGCUGUGAGAAUACGGAAAACGACAUAGAGUGCCUGUGCCCCCUCAACCGAGCCGGCGAUCGGUGCCAGUACAAUGAGAUUUUGAAUGAGCACAGCCUCAAGUUCAAGGACAACAGCUUUGCGGCCUACGGAACUCCCAAGGUCACCAAAGUAAACAUCACUCUGUCUGUGCGUCCAUCAAGUUUGGAGGACUCAUUGAUUUUGUACACAGCCGAGUCUACUUUGCCCAGCGGCGAUUAUCUGGCUCUGGUACUCCGCGGUGGCCACGUGGAGCUGCUGAUCAACACGGCCGCCCGUUUGGAUCCCGUGGUGGUGCGAUCGGCGGACCCCUUGCCCCUGAACCGCUGGACAAGAAUCGAGAUAAGACGUCGCCUGGGCGAGGGCAUCCUGCGGGUGGGCGAUGGACCAGAACGAAAGGCCAAGGCCCCGGGAACAGAUCGCAUUCUGUCCCUCAAAACGCCCCUUUAUGUGGGUGGCUACGAUCGGUCGACGGUCAAGAUCAACAGGGAUGUGAACAUCACCAAGGGGUUCGACGGCUGCAUCUCCAAGCUCUACAACUUCCAAAAGGUCGUUAAUCUGUUAGCGGACAUCAAGGAUGCGGCGAAUAUCCAGAACUGUGAGGAGACGAAUGAAAUAGGUGGAGAAGUGGAUAGCGUUGACAAUGAGCCACCAGUUCCGCCUCCAUCCCCAGCGGUUCAAGAGAGUGAGCGGCAGGAGAUGGCUCCCUGCGCCAGCGAUCCCUGUGAAAACGGUGGAAGCUGCAGUGAGCAGGAGAACCUGGCCAUAUGCUCUUGUCCCUUCGGCUUCAGUGGCAAACACUGCCAGAAUCACCUCCAGCUCGGCUUCAAUGCCUCGUUCCGCGGCGAUGGAUACGUGGAGCUGAAUCGCAGCCACUUCCAACCCGCCGUGGAGCAAUCAUACUCCUCGAUAGGCAUCGUCUUCACCACCAACAAGCCGAACGGUCUGCUGUUCUGGUGGGGCCAGGAGGCCGGAGCGGAGUUCACCGGACAGGACUUCAUCGCUGCCGCCGUAGUGGAUGGCUAUGUGGAGUACUCCAUGCGACUCGAUGGCGAGGAGGCGGUGAUCCGGAAUAGCGAUAUCCGCGUGGACAACGGCGAGCGGCACAUUGUGAUCGCCAAGCGGGAUGAGAACACCGCCAUGCUGGAGGUCGACCAAAUUCUGGACACGGGUGACACCCGACCCACCCUCAAUAAGGCAAUGAAGCUGCCAGGCAAUGUGUUCGUCGGAGGCGCUCCGAAUGUCGCGAGUUUCACGGGUUUCCGCUACACGGACAAUUUCAACGGCUGCAUAGUGGUCGUCGAGGGCGAAACCGUGGGCCAAAUUAACCUUAGUUCAGCUGCCAUCAAUGGAGUGAAUGCCAACGUGUGUCCGGCUAACGACGAACCCUUGGGAGGAACCGAACCGCCAGUCGUCUGAGGAAACAUCCAGCAACCGAAAUUAGCUUUUUAAUUAAAAAUUAACAAAUUAAACAAAAAGAAAAACAAUUUUUAUAUAUACAACAUAUGCAUAAGCCCCAAGCAAAACAAAAAAAAUUGAAUAUUAUAUGACGAACAGAUAAUAUUAAAACAAAAAAAGAGAUAAACGAUCACUUCUACCACAUGCUACAUUGCUUCUUCGAUCCUUAAGUCUAGGUUAAAGAUUGUAGCAAGAAAAAAACGAUUAUCACAAACAUUUAUUUACCAAAACGCCAUGCGAGAAGUGAAACGAAACAGAAACAAUAAUGCAAUUAAUGCAGAUAAUACAGAUAAAGCCUAGAACCCUAAGAACUAACUAACUAACUAACUCGAACAACAACAACGCAUACUAGCCAACUGCAACCACAACAACCACAAUAGUGAAGGCAUUUUAAUUAUAAUUUUAGUCUCUAGCUAUAACUAUGACUACGACUCUUUUUUUUGUGAGCCCAGUGUAAAAUGUUGGAAAUCGGAAAUUGGCCCUACACACACACACACAAGUUAUUAAUUAAAUACCAAUUGAUACCAUAUAAUGAUAAAUGAAAUACUAUGAAUGCAACUAUUGUGAACGAACGAAAACCGUUAAGUGGAUAAAAAGCAAAAGCAGAAGAUAUAUUAAAAUGAAAUCAACAACA